AUGCAUAUUCUCUCAGAACCCGAUGUGGCUCAUAUUUUCCGCAGCUUGACACGGGAAAAGUGCCAUGAUUUCAUCAACGUACUCGAAGAUGCACUUGUAGCUUUUUCAGAAGAGUCAAAACCAACUGUAUCAGCUUCUGAAAAGCUUAUCCACCAACCACUGCGUACCGUAUUUACCACAAAAGCAGACAACUCGUGCAUUUUCAUGCCUGUUUCUGACACCGUCAGCACUGGUAUCAAGGUAGUCACCGUCAGCCAGAGUGGUCUUCGGGGUGUCAUCAAUGUUUUCUCUCCCGAGGGACGCUUACAUGGUCUGCUUGCUGCAGCGGAGGUAACAGCGUUCCGCACAGCCCUUGCCACUAUAACUCUGUUUGUACGCUGCACCACCAUUAGGAAGCAGAAUGUGCUUGUUUUCGGAUCCGGUCGCCAGGCUGAAUGGCAUGCACGACUGGCUCUCUUGCUUUACCCUGACCAGAUUCGUCGGGUGACGUUUAUCAACCGAGGAAGCAAGAGACUUGAAGAGAUGGAGUCGGACGUUUUUAAAGACUUGCGUCAACGUUACUCGAAUGUUGCCGUCACGGCAUUUUCUAAAGAGGAUGCAUCUGAUUACGAUGACAGACUUCUCAAGGAAUUGCAAGAGUGUGAUGUUAUAUUCAGCUGCACGCCUUCUACGGAGCCAAACUUCCCAUAUUCGGCUCUCAAAUCGGCGCCUAAGCAGCGCUUCAUCUCUCUUAUUGGUUCAUACAAGCCACCUAUGCAUGAGAUUGACACAGAGACUCUACUUUCUGGCGGGGGUAAGAUCUACGUUGAUUCUAAAUCAGCGUGUCUGGAGGAGGCUGGUGAACUUAUCACGGCCAAGAUCACUGAAAAUCAGCUAAUAGAGAUGGGUGACCUUCUAGGGUCACUUGGUCCAGCGGACCCUGUUGUGGUACCAAAAGGCUGCAAUGUCAUUUACAAGUGCGUGGGCAUGGGUUUGAUGGAUCUUGUCAUUGGGAAAAAGGUGCUUGAAGUUGGAAAUGAGCAACAGUUAGGAACUCAUGUUGAUGGAUUCUAA
Molecule: messenger RNA, 1053 nt
Organism: Penicillium taxi
Lineage: Eukaryota; Fungi; Ascomycota; Eurotiomycetes; Eurotiales; Aspergillaceae
Product: putative proline utilization protein PrnX
Exons: 1
Coding region: 1-1053 (350 amino acids)
Cellular component (GO): cytoplasm
Source: RefSeq, a predicted model, not a curated record